Messenger RNA from Staurois parvus, 301 nucleotides. NCBI's taxonomy places the organism in Eukaryota, Metazoa, Chordata, Amphibia, Anura, Ranidae. The record is from the annotation of a GenBank genome assembly.
AGUGUACAGGGCGUGGCGCACAGGGCGUGGUGCACAGGGUGUGGUGGCGUGGCACAGGGUGUGGCGCAGUGUGUAGUGUACAGGGCGUGGCGCACAGGGCGUGGUGCACAGGGUGUGGUGGUGUGUAGUGUACAGGGCGUGGUGCACAGGGUGUAGUGUACAGGGUGUGGCGCAGUGUGUAGUGCACAGGGUGUAGUGUACAGGGCGUGGUGCACAGGGUGUGGUGCACAGGGCGUGGUGCACAGGGUGUAGUGUACAGGGUGUGGCGCAGUGUGUAGUGCACAGGGUGUAGUGUACAGGG